Microthlaspi erraticum is the source of this 2004-nucleotide messenger RNA. NCBI's taxonomy places the organism in Eukaryota, Viridiplantae, Streptophyta, Magnoliopsida, Brassicales, Brassicaceae. The record is from the annotation of a GenBank genome assembly.
AUGGCAGCUACCAAUCAAUCAUCUGGAAAACCGGGAGGGGCUUUGAGUGAUGCUUUAUAUAGGGAGCUAUGGCAUGCUUGCGCUGGACCUCUUGUAACCUUACCUCGUGAAGGGGAACGAGUUUAUUAUUUCCCUGAAGGUCACAUGGAGCAGCUUGAGGCGUCAAUGCACCAAGGUUUGGAGCAACAGAUGCCUUCGUUUAAUCUCCCAUCUAAGAUUCUCUGUAAAGUGAUCAAUAUCCAACGCAGGGCGGAGCCCGAGACUGAUGAAGUUUAUGCGCAAAUAACCUUAUUGCCAGAACUGGAUCAAAGUGAGCCCAUCAGCCCAGAUGCACCUGUUCAAGAACCUGAAAAGUGCACAGUACAUUCAUUUUGCAAGACACUUACUGCUUCGGACACAAGCACGCAUGGUGGAUUCUCUGUUCUACGGAGACACGCAGAUGAUUGUCUUCCACCUUUGGAUAUGUCCCAACAACCACCAUGGCAAGAACUGGUUGCAACUGAUAUGCACAAUAACGAGUGGCAUUUUAGGCACAUUUUCCGAGGCCAACCAAGGCGCCAUUUGCUAACAACUGGGUGGAGUGUUUUUGUUAGCUCGAAGAAACUAGUGGCUGGUGAUGCUUUCAUAUUCUUAAGGGGGGAGAAUGAAGAGCUCCGUGUUGGUGUUAGGCGGCACAUGAGACAACAGACUAGUAUCCCAUCCUCUGUCAUUUCAAGCCAUAGCAUGCAUAUUGGGGUCCUUGCCACUGCUGCUCAUGCCAUUACAACAGGAACAAUCUUUUCUGUCUUCUACAAGCCAAGGACAAGUAGGUCAGAGUUUAUUGUGAGCGUCAAUAGGUAUCUCGAAGCUAAGAACCAGAAGCUGUCUGUUGGAAUGCGUUUCAAGAUGAGAUUCGAGGGUGAAGAAGCUCCUGAGAAAAAGUUCAGUGGCACAAUAGUUGGUGUUCAGGAAAACAAGUCUUCGGUCUGGCAUGAAUCUGAAUGGAGAUCGCUUAAGGUUCAAUGGGACGAGCCCUCAUCUGUAUUUCGGCCAGAGAAAGUAUCACCAUGGGAACUCGAGCCCCUAGUUGCAAAUAGUACACCUUCUUCACAUCCUCAGCCUCCACAAAGGAACAAACGACCGAGACCUCCGGGUUUGCCUUCACCAACCACCGCUCCAUCUACUACUGCCGUUACUCCAGAUGCUGUGUGGAAAUCCCCGGCAGACACUCCUUCACCGGUGCCAUUAUUCUCUCCUCCUGCUAAGACUGCUACUUUAGGUCAUGGUGGGAACAAAUCAUUUGGUGGACUUUCCAUAGGAUCAGGCUUUUGGCCUAGCCAUGCAGAUAGUGCAGCUGAAUCGUUUGCUUCAGCGUUUGACAACGAACCUGCUGAAAAGAAGCAAAGUAAUGGAAAUGUCUGCAGGCUUUUUGGGUUUGAGCUAGUUGAAAAUGUUAAUGUGGACGAGUGUUUCUCUGCUGCAUCUGUGUCCGGUGCUGGCGCUGUAGAUCAACCUGUCCCAUCCAAUGAGUUUGACUCCGGCCAGCAAUCUGAGCCGUUAAACAUCAACCAAUCCAAUAUUCCUUCUGGCAGUGGUGAUCCUGAGAAAUCCUCUCUGAGGUCUCAUCAAGAAUCGCAAAGUAGACAGAUACGUAGCUGCACAAAGGUGCACAUGCAAGGCAGUGCGGUUGGCAGAGCUGUUGAUUUGAGUAGAUCAGAAUGUUAUGAAGACCUAUUCAAGAAGCUGGAAGAGAUGUUCGACAUCGAGGGUGAACUCUUGAAAUCUACCAAAAAAUGGCAAGUUGUUUACACCGAUGAUGAGGAUGACAUGAUGAUGGUUGGUGAUGAUCCAUGGAAUGAGUUCUGUGGAAUGGUGAGAAAGAUAUUCAUCUACACACCUGAGGAAGUGAAGAAACUUUCACCAAAGAACAAACUCACAGUCAGUGUGAGGAUGCAACCCAAAGCUGAUGCAGAGGAAAAUGGGAACACGGAGGGCAGAUCAUCAUCUAUGGCUGGAUCAAGAUGA